AUGGUUAAGGUAACAUUCUUACACCCUGACCUAGGAAUUGGUGGUGCUGAAAGGUUAAUUGUUGAUGCUGCACUGGCACUGAAGGGAUUCGGCCACGACGUCAACAUUGUUACAACACAUCAUGAUCCGAAACGCAGUUUUGCAGAAACAAACAAUGGAACUUUGCCGGUGACAGUGGUUGGUAAUUGGAUACCACGUCAUAUUUUUGGAAAAUUUUAUGCAGCGUUUGCUUAUAUACGGAUGAUUUACGCGGCACUAGCCAUUUACUUUAUGUCAGAUCGUCCUGACAUUAUAGUUUGUGAUCUUGUAUCUGCUUGUAUUCCAUUCCUACGUAUGGCCUCGGACUAUGUCAUAUUUUAUUGUCAUCACCCAGAUCAAUUACUAACUCAACCUGGAGGUUGGCUUAAAUCACUUUAUCGCAUUCCAUUAAAUUAUUUAGAAGAAAAAACAACUGGUCAAGCAGAUAAGAUUUUUGUUAACAGUAACUAUACUUUGAAAGUAUUUAAACAAACAUUUAAAAGUUUGGAUAUAACUCCAGAGAUUCUGUUUCCGUCAAUUCACACCGAUUUUUUUGACGCUGCUACACCUCAGCCGCUGAAGAACGUUUUCGCUGAUAAAUUGAGCAAUUUACCAGCUGAUCGUUUUAUAAUAUUAUCGAUCAAUCGUUAUGAGCGUAAGAAAAAUAUAUUGUUAGCCAUAGACGCACUUGCUACCUGCAUUGAAAAAUUCAAAGGUACUGAAAACUUUAGUAAUAAUAUUUAUUUAAUAAUUGCUGGUGGCUAUGAUGAACGCGUUAAUGAAAAUGUUACUUAUUAUCAAGAACUUUAUGAUUAUGCAACUAAAUUGAAUAUUAUUGAUCGAGUAAUAUUUUUGAAAUCGCCUAAGGAUAGCGAAAAAAUUUCGUUAUUAAAUAAUUGUGAUGUGUUAAUUUACACACCGGAAAAUGAACAUUUUGGAAUUGUACCUCUAGAAGCUAUGUAUUUACGUAAACCAGUUAUUGCACAUAACUCUGGUGGUCCAAUGGAAACUAUCGUCAAUGGUGUGACCGGCUAUUUGGUUGAUGGACAGGAUAUUGUUGAGGGAUUUGCCAAUAAAAUAGCUGAUUUAAUCAAGGAUAGUGAAAUGAGAAAAAGAUUUGGUAAUGCUGGUAGACAGAGAGUUAUCGAAUCAUUUAGUUUUACAGCAUUUGGAAUACAAUUGGAUCAAGUUGUUAAUGACUUAACGAAAAGAAAUUAA
This is a messenger RNA of Cotesia congregata, 1236 nucleotides long. Lineage: Eukaryota; Metazoa; Arthropoda; Insecta; Hymenoptera; Braconidae. The record is from the annotation of a GenBank genome assembly.